AUGAUGGUCCGUCAUCUAGCUAAUCUUACUUUAGCUACGAAAUAGUUGUCAAGGUUAAUUUAGCUACCCAUGUAUCUUGUCAGCAUGUCUUUUCCUCUUGAGAAGAUACAAGGCAACGAUUGUGGCGCCUGUUACAGUGCAGUUCUUAGCUGUCAAGUAUUUACUGAUCGCCGCCAUGUUUUCAUCUGUCGACCGACCAAAGAAGUAACGAGAUGCAUGCUGGGCGACAUUUGGCAGCAGGAGAAAACCGGAAGCAAAUCCUUCAAAUUAAAAGUGUUCUGAAAUUGUGAUGCUUGUGGAACACGCGCGUAGUAGAAAGACACGGAUGGAGAUUCCUGAUCAAAAACAAGAAGUCAAUUGUGUCAGAAGAUGAGUUCGCAACAAUAUUCACGACCGGGAAUACCCCCUGGUAUGGGAAAAAAACUGAUUCCUGGAGGAAACACUGCAAUGGUGGCUAGUAGUCAACCAAAUACAACAGGUGGGACAGACGAUAGCAGCCGUGACCCUCACCCAGACCACAGUCCUUAUGACCGCCCCAGCGGUGGUGGUGGAGCACCGGGCUUUAGAGAUGACAAGCAGGAGACAGUGGUGGUCCGGCCUUACCCCCAGGUCCACGGCCCCCCCCAGGGUCACCACCCAACACUACCUCAGCACCUGCCCCUCCAGCAGGGCAUGCCUGUCACAGUGUCAGCCCCUCCACCGCACAUUCCCCGGGGCCUGCCUCUGGCCUUCACUGAAGGACCUAUAAAGGUGCAGUCAUCUCUGAAGUCGCCCAUACCCAGUCGAGUGAUUGCCCCAGCACCAGCCAACAUCCAGGGCCACAUCUCCCUGCCACCCAAGGUGCCAAGCCACCUCACUGUAACCAUGGAGAGCACUGUGCCUCCGACCCCCGGCAUCCCUGUAGCAACUAUCAGUGGCCAACAGGCGUGGCGUUUCCAGGGCAACCCCAGUAACCUGCACCAUCACGUGCAGAUCAUUCGCAGCAAUGGCCCGCCCCUGCAGCUCGGCUCCACUGGUGUUCCCCAGCACACCUUUACCUCCCAUCUACCACGAGGAGCUGCUGCAGCUGCUGUGAUGUCCAGUUCCAAAGGACCCACCGUACUGAGACCUGUUACAGGCCCUGGUAGUGGUACUGGCCCACCUACUGUCCAGCACAUCAUCCACCAGCCUAUCCAGUCCCGGCCAAUAGUAACAACGUCCACGGCUGUGUUGCCCACGGUGGUUGCCCCGGUAACGGCCACCAGGCCUCAGUCCCCGGUGGUUAGCUCAGCCACGCACUCCGCAGAGAUGGUUCAUGGGCGUCCAGGGCUGACCAUUCACCCCCCUCCAGCCACUCUGAGCAUCCAGCGUCCUUCCCAAUCUCGGGAGACCCCCACACGCAUCACCCUGCCCUCUCACCCUGCCAUUGGGGGUCAGAAACCCCAGCUGUACAACACCAUGGCACAGAAGCCCAUAUUCAGCAAUGUUACUCCUGUCGCUGCAGCAACUGUUGCCCCCAUAUUAGCCACCAAUACUGCUCCAUCGCCUAGCACUACAGGCUCAGGACCCCACCCAAACAGUAACAUUGUCACCAUGGCGAUGCCCUCUCAUUCCUCCCACGCCACAGCAGUCACCACGUCCAACAUCCCCGUGGCUAAAGUGGUUCCCCAGCCAAUAGCCCACACCUCGCCCAGGAUCCAACCGGAGUACCCUGGAGAGAGGGGCAACUUGAUCCCCAUCUCAGGCCCCCGCUCCUCCCCCAACCCCAUCACCAUGGAGGCCCGCAGUGACAGCAGGCAAUCGGUGCCAGUGCAGUUUCAGUACUUCCUGCCUACCUACCCUUCUUCGUCGUACCCUCUGACACACACCUACACCCCCAUCACCAGCUCUGUUUCAACCAUCCGACAGUACCCAGUAACCCCUCAGGCCCCCAGCGGCACGGCCAUGCAGACCCAGACCAGUGUGGGCGUAGCGUCGGCGGUGCACCUCAACCCCAUGCAGCUGAUGACGGUGGACCGCAUCGCUCAGAUCAACACGCAGAACAUCCAGCCCGCCACCAUGGCCACGCAGGGCAUCAAGUCAACCAACAUCAGCACCCAGGGCCUGCACACGGCCACGGGUCAGAUCACUGCGCAAAACAUCCAACCUGUGCCCAUCAACCAACAGCAGCCAGUCAUUGAGAACAAGACCUCAGUUGUGUUAGCAGACGGGUCCACUCUGGUAGCCAACCCCAUUGGCCAGACGUUCGGCAGCACCCAGUCUUCCACCUGCAUUGGGCAGACACACCCCCAGAACACUGGGCCUGGUGCCCCCACCCUGCUGUCCUCCCCCCGGCCUAGCAUCCUGCGCAAGAAGCCUGCCAAUGAAGGGUCUGCUGUGAGGAAGAACCUGAUCCCAGAGGCCACCAGCCCCAGGAUAGAUGGAGGCAUCAGGCCUGCAUCAGGUAUGAAGCACAAGGCUGAUCUCCAUGUGUCCCUGGCUCCCCCGUUGACGUCGUCCUCCAUGGAAGCGCUGCCCAGCCAUCAGAUCAAUGAGCAGCAGCCCUCUCAGCCAAUCCAGACCCUCCUCUCAGUGUCCGCACCCCCACACUCCCAGCCUGGCCCCGCCAUGUCCGCCAUUACUCCACCAAUCUCGUCUAUGGCCAACGUGGUGGUUCCGCCUACACAGGCAGCGGCCAGUAGCACAGCGGCAUGUGGAAUAAGCUCCACCCUCCCUGAGAUCAAGAUAAAGCAGGAAGUGGAGCCUAUGGAUACCUCCAAAGCAGGUCCCCCUAUGCCCCAUUGCGGUGCCCCCAUAUUGUCCAUGAUGCCUGGUGGGGACGUGAUCCUCGGGGCCUCCCCCAGGAAGAAGCCCCGGAAGCAGCAGCACGUCAUCUCCACGGAGGAGAGCGAGAUGAUGGAGACCAACAGCACAGACGAGGAGAAGGUCCUGGCCAGACCACACAGCAUGAGGCCCGAGAAACGCAAGUCGCCCCCCAAGGAGUACAUAGAUGAGGAGGGUGUGCGUUACGUCCCCACCCGUGCUCGCCCCCCGGUCACCCUCCUCCGCCACUACAGGAACCCCUGGAAGGCUGCCUAUCACCACUUCCAGAGAUACAGUGACAUCCGGGUCAAAGAGGAGAAGAAGGGCACCCUGCAGGACGUAGCCAAUCAGAAGGGGGUGGUGUGCAGAGCGCAGGGCUGGAAGAUGCACCUGUGUGCUGCACAGCUCAUGCAGCUGACUAAUCUGGAGCAUGACGUGUACAGCCGCCUCACUACCCUCCAAGAGGGCCUGAUCCCAAAGAAGAAGGCCGGGUCAGAUGAUGACAUGCACCGUAUCAACGAGCUCAUACAGGGUAACAUGCAGCGCUGUAAGCUGGUGAUGGACCAGAUCACUGAAGCUAGAGAUGCCAUGAUGAAGGUGCUGGACCACAAGGAGAAAGUCAUGAAGUUAAUCAACAAGAACGGCGGAGCGAAGAAAGUCAACAAGCUGAAGCGCAAGGACAAAGCCUAGAACAGAGGGGGUACCAAGUUUAGGCUAACCCCUGUACCCUUGUCUUUCUAAAGACGGCUCUAGUCUACACCCCUCACUGAUAUGACCAUAGACCACUGGUAGAUUUGAGUCAGUAUGGCGUCUGGGGUUACUCGUUAGCUGUGUGCAACCGUCCGACCACGUUUGACCUAGAACUGAGAACCAAGUGGUCGGCAGAAGGAACAUAUUAGGAACAAACACGGUUCCGCUACGUCCAAGGGAGGAGCUUGUCAAUGGACAGGAAUGUACAAGUAUUAAGCACAUAUCAGGAAGUUGGUAUGUUCUCAGUUGUUGAUUGGAUGGCUGGCAGAAUUAUUAUGAUUUUGAUGGUUGAAUGAUGGUCUAGAGGGGAUGCAGUGUCUGUUCAAUUGAUACCCUGGAACAUUGUGUGAUCAAUAUGGGUUGUUUAUUAAACUAUCAAGUACUUAUUGCGUAAUAAAUGUGUAAAACAGUA
This is a messenger RNA of Salmo salar (Atlantic salmon), 3943 nucleotides long. NCBI's taxonomy places the organism in Eukaryota, Metazoa, Chordata, Actinopteri, Salmoniformes, Salmonidae. The record is from RefSeq and is a predicted model, not a curated record.